GCUCCAAAUUCGCUCCUCGCCGAAAACCCUCGCGACGCCGAACAUUCUGGAACCUUCCGGAGCUAGGGUUUAGGGUUUUCCGGGAGGAUGGAGCCCGAGGAGGCGGAGGCCGUGCUGGAGACCAUCUGGGACCUCCACGACAAGGUCAGCGACGCCAUCCACGCCCUCUCCCGCGCGAGCUUCCUGCGCACGGUCCGCCGCCGCGCCGGGGACAAGCCCGCGGCGGGCCCUGUGCGGGUCAAGGGCGGCGACGUGGGAAGUGGUGAUGAGGCGGCCGCGCUGGACGCGGUGGCCGAGGAGGCGAGGAGCCUCCACGCCAUCCGCGCCGCGCUCGAGGACCUCGAGGACCAGUUCGAGUGCUUCCUUGCUGUCCAGUCACAACAGCAAGCAGAACGAGAUAUUUCAUUAGCAAGGUUGGAGCAAAGUCGCAUUAUGCUUGCAAUAAGAUUAAAUGGGCACCGUGGGGUGAAUCAGAAAAUUAUAGGUGAGGCGUUGGACUUUGUCCGCAAUGUCUGCCAUGGUUUAUGGCCUUCACUAUCAGUGAACAAACCCGAUAAACUAAGGAGCCAUUCUGGUGCUGACAAUAGCUGUGACAGCCAAAAGGGUUCGAAUUUCCUGGUGCAGGUGGUAGCCUCUAGUUUUGCUUUGGCUAAGAAUAGCUUCAAUUUCAAAACCUUUGGUAGCUUAUUAGGCCAGAGUGCAGUGUUAGUUGUUGGCAUGACAACAUUGCUGCAAUCACAUUGGUUAUCUUCAGGGCAGCAGGGUCCAUCAGUUGGUAAAUACAGCUACAAGAUGAUCAACCAAGAGUAUUCACCACGGUUGGAGACAUGUCUGGAUGCUAGAAUAAAUCAUCUGGAUGUGUUCUUAGCGAAAGGCUGAUGGGUUAAUCUCAGCUAGUCAUCAGGUUGUCUGUACAUGUUUCCUAGUAUGUAGUUGGAGAUUCUGAUGUUCUCUUGGUGAUUAUUGAAUUGUCUUCAGUUUAGGAACCCAUCCCAUUCGCUUAGGUUUGUAGCCUGUUGUUUUCUCUUGAUUCUCUUGGCCGUUGUAAGUGACCACUGUAUCGAUGUGCUAUAACUGUAGGCAUAACGUUUCAUUUGUUUCUUGCGUACCAGUACGUGAAAAUGUGGCUAUUAAAGCUGUGU
This is a messenger RNA of Oryza brachyantha (malo sina), 1142 nucleotides long. Its product is annotated as plastid division protein PDV1-like. NCBI's taxonomy places the organism in Eukaryota, Viridiplantae, Streptophyta, Magnoliopsida, Poales, Poaceae. Bases 88 to 879 code for a protein of 263 amino acids. Gene Ontology annotation, biological process: chloroplast fission. The record is from RefSeq and is a predicted model, not a curated record. The transcript is spliced from 2 exons.